Molecule: messenger RNA, 4230 nt
Organism: Chinchilla lanigera (long-tailed chinchilla)
Lineage: Eukaryota; Metazoa; Chordata; Mammalia; Rodentia; Chinchillidae
Gene: Matcap2
Product: KIAA0895 ortholog
Exons: 7
Coding region: 253-1812 (519 amino acids)
Source: RefSeq, a predicted model, not a curated record
CCUAGCAACGAGGGCAGCGGCGACGUCACGCCGGCGGGUGCUGAGUUCGGCCGCUGCGGUGGAGCAAGCGAGUUGCAUCUUCCAGCGCCUGCGGGUGGAGGGAGUGCCGCUCACAGCCCAGUCUCCGCACUUCUCCGUCUGCCUCUGUCGGGGAGAGCAGCUCCGCCCCCCGCCACCGAGGUUUGGGCAGGGGGCUGUCCCGCUGGCCCUCGAACCGACAGAGCCCACCUCCCCCCUGGCCCUGGCAGGACCAUGCUGGAGUCCAUCCGCGUGACGGAAAAGCUUCACUGGCCUGAGCAAGAACUUGCUAAGAAGUCUGUUCUAAAUGCAGAAGACUCACUGAUCCUUGACAGCAAGAGAAGCCUUUCGCAUUUGCCCUCUGGAGUACUAAAGGACAUUUUCACAACGGGAACCAGUAGUUACAAUGUCCUGCUGCAGAGCAAGGAGGAAAGAAAGCACCAUGCACAAAAACAGCCUUGCUCCACCCACUCCAAACGAUGUAGAAAGCCCAGCAAAUGCCCUAGCUCUUCUCGUAGCAGAGACGCUCGCAGGACGAAAGCCCCAGUGCCUGUGGCAAGCACUGGUACUUGGUAUUGCCUGGAGAGGCGGCCCGCUGUUUUUGUCACGAGCUCAGUGUCAAGUCCUGUAAAGUUUACCGGUGAUAUCUCUGUUACAGGGAACGGCAUAGUCCUGCCACCCAAACCCAAAAGCAAGAUCAAGUGGCGCCAUUUCUCCGCUCUGCCAAAGCCCAAGCAGCAGCCUCAGCUGUCUAGAAGCUUUGAAAAGGCGGAUGACUUUUCUGGGAAGAGAUUUUGCAUAUUGACUGCUAUAAAGCCUACCAACUUAGAGAAAGAAAAACUGAGAUUCUUCAAAUCGGACUAUACCUACAACCCCCAAUUUGAAUAUGCCAACCCGGCCCUGCCGAGUGUGUUAGCCAAGCACAGCAAUGCGUCUGACCGAUUUCUGAAGCAGUCCGUCCGUAUCAUGGAACUGACUCUACAGAAGUACGGCAGCUACGAGAAAUUCGAGCAGGCCACGGGCGGCAGCCUGCUGUCAAGGCCGCGCAUCUGGAGCCACGUGCGGAAGUACAUGACGAAGGAGGGCUGCCUGGGAGAGAUUGUGGUGCAUCUCACCGAAGACCUGCUGUCCCGAGCCUCGAUGACGGUGGUCAACGGGUGUCCCACUCUGACUAUCAACGUGGCCACUGCGCGCGAGCACUGGCUGGAGGGGAUGCUGCGGCAUGAGAUAGGCACACAUUACUUGCGAGGUAUCAACAACCUGCAGCAGCCGUGGAACAGUUGGACCGGCCGCAGAAAACACGAGCUAAAGCCCAACAACCCCACAGAGGAGGGCCUGGCGAGCAUCCACAGCGUUCUGUUCAGAAAGGACCCCUUCCUAUGGAGGGCCGCCCUCCUCUACUACACCGUAUACCAGGCCAGCCACAUGUCGUUCUGUGAACUCUUCAGAGACAUUGGCAGAUUUGUCAAGGACCCCAAUACCCGAUGGGAUUACUGCGUACGAGCCAAGAGGGGCUGGACUGACACCUCCCAGCCAGGGUGUUUCAGUAAAGACCAAGUCUACCUGGAUGGCAUCCUUCAAAUCCUCCGAUACCGAGAGUCCAUAGACUUUCAUCUGCUGACAGCGCUGGGGAAGGUCUCUUACGAAGACGUGGAUCGCCUGAAAGACCUGGCUGUCACGGAGAACAUGCGGGUCCCGCACUUCCUGCAGGACCACGAGCGGUACAUGGAGCACCUGGAGAAGAUCAUGGAGGUGAACGAGCUCACGGACAGAGAGCUGCAGGCCCUCAUCUAGGUGCAGCAGACCAGACAGGCCCACGGGAGUCACCGGCUAGGUGCGGCCAUGACAGUGGGUCCAUGAGAAGAGUGACUUUCCACUUGAGUUUUCUGAAGAAUGGUCUUCAGUGUUCAGCUGAAUUUUUAGGUUAAAUGCAAACAGACUGUUUCCCCAAAAUGUUUCUGUGGGCUGCGGAGGGAGGUUGUUCCUGCUUUCAUCUCAGUCUCGGCGGAGCUGACUGAAAACGUGCCUGCUGAGGGUUUCCAAAGACUCCUGGUGUAUCAUGCAGUAAACGUCUCUGGGGCACUGAGCCUUCUGGGCUGGAGAUGGUGAAGCCAGCCCUGCCCUGCACACUGCCAAUGCGGCUGUGCGUUCUCCUUUGAAAACCCAGUCUUGGGAUGCUCCAGAAAGCCAGCUAUGGCUCAGAUUUCUCGUACAAGUUAAGUAAUGUUAAAGGAAGAGGAAAAGCAGUGUGAACAGUUGUCCUUAAAUCCUUUAUUUUAUACGUUGUUAUUUUACCUUCUCAGCUUCUAGAAACUAAACUGAAAAAUUGUGUUUCACUACCGAACUACAUCCCAGCCUCUGAGAAUUGUCCCUUUUUGCCCAGUUAUCUCUUAACUAGACUCUUUUUACUUACUGAAACCUGUUACACCCUUUUAAAACUUUGAGAAAGUUUGAAGGUUUUUCCUCUGUGUUAUUUUAUAGAAAUGAUAAGUAUAUGUGCACAAAUCAAAAUGGUUGGGGAGGGGGAACUUACUUGGAAUAUGUAGCAAGGAGGAGACGAAUAACCUGACCUAGAACCUAGCUAGGGCAAACUUGCCCAUGCUCUGAGAAGUAGCAUCUCUAGGCGCUUCCACCUGAUCCCCCGGCCCUGCAACACUGCCCUGAUGUCCUUCACCCCGAUCUGUGACUUCAUCGACCAGUGACAGCAUGCGUAAGUUCAGCAGUAGGGGUUGUGUUUGCUGUGUGUCUCCCGCCGUCAGCCUGCACACUUAGCUUUGGGACUGGUUCAGUGUAUACUUGGCUGUGUAUACUGGGAACCAAACAGUUCUCCCCACAACUUACUUUAAUGAUCAGAAAGAACACUUCAGUGGCACCCAUUCAGGGUUGCCACUGCAGUCUCUACCCAAAGCCCUGAGCUUCUCUGUACCUCGUUCAGGCUAAACCGCGGUGCUCAUCCUGGUAGCUUUAUACUGCGAAAGCUGUUCCCUUUUGUGCUAGAAAUGAUUGUAGGAAAUCUUGUGCAGGCUGGGUGCUGUGAACGUUCUCUUUCAUAUACCUUGAAGGGCUAGCCUCAAAGGAGGAGGAUGCACUCCCAGGAUAGAGGUGCCCAGCAGGUCCUCGGGAGUGUAGAAAGUACCACCUUGUGCCAUCCUGACUGCAUGGCCAGCAUUUCUACCUUCGAGGAGGCAGUAGGGGCCGCAAACCUGCCGGUCACCUUGAGCAGGUGUCUGUAUGGCAGUCCUGUACUUUCAGUUUGGUAUAGUGUUUUCUUUGACUUAAAACUCAUCAAAGGUGAUUGUGAAAACCUUGUGUUGUAAGUAUAGACAGAAAUGGCAAUAUUGUACCUAUGUCCUGUGACGUAAGCCCAGAUGUUUGUAAGUCCAGCAUAUGCAGGCAAUAACACUGCUAGUCUUACCUUAUAGUGUAAAUUAAAGAAAAAUCACAGGAGCCUUAAUUUCCUACUGGGAUCAUUUGCAGUGGUUCUAGCCCCUGAAUUUAAAGUGGGUAGAUAUUAUCUUUGUCUGAUUUGGAAAAGGAACUGCUUUCUUGCCUUACUGCUUUGGUGUAAAGAUACAAAAACAUGAGGAUUCUGUAGACAAAAAAAAAUGACCUUAAAUCACAUUGAUUGUCAUUAAGAUGUUUUACAAGUUAGCAGUGAACCAAAAGUAGCUUCAGAUUAGCAGAAAUACUGUAAAAGUGCUUUCAGCUUUAAAAAUUGAGCUUGAAGAUUAAAUAAGUGUUUAUUCUCUUUUCUGAAAUAGAAGUAAGAUCUGUUUUGUUCCCCAAAAUAAAAGUUUUAAUGAACACAUAAAAUCUUAAUGACAGUACUUAGUUGAAGAUCAAACUGAUUUUAACUCUUAAUAGUUGUUUGCCACAGGGUAUGGAAAAUUAGGAUUUCUUCAGUUUUUCCCCCUAUAAUUCUAACAUGUGGUUGGAUCAAAUAAAUAUUUUGGUAAACUGUUUUAAGUUUUAGCACCAGAUGGAUUUAAGGUAAAAUUGUUUGAAAAACAUAAAUCCAUUGUCUUUGUUUCUUUAUAUUUUCACUUUUGUAAAAGUGCUUAAAAUUUCUAUUGUGUAUCUCUGGGCAUUUUGUGUCGAGUUAUAAUAAAAAGAAGUAGCACCGAGGUUCCCAAGUGAAGUCUGUGGAUGUAUAUUGUGUAUAUGUAAACUUCCGCUCUCUGAAAGCCAAAUUAUACUUAUAUUGUGACAUUU